Molecule: messenger RNA, 519 nt
Organism: Prunus persica (peach)
Lineage: Eukaryota; Viridiplantae; Streptophyta; Magnoliopsida; Rosales; Rosaceae
Product: neural Wiskott-Aldrich syndrome protein-like
Exons: 1
Coding region: 1-519 (172 amino acids)
Source: RefSeq, a predicted model, not a curated record
AUGCGUCCUAAAUCCCUGCAAUUAGUGUUGUUGCUAUUCCUGGGUGUGUUGCUUGUCAGCACUUCUUCUCUUGGUGUUGAUCACCACAGAUCAAUACACGAGCCACUUCCUUUGGAAGCAGCAAACUCCUUUGAACAAGUGUCUCUGCCAGUGCCAGGUGGCAAACAUCUCAUAGGACCAAAGAGAAAGCUUGCAAACCAAGAGUACAGGCGCCGACCACCCGGAUAUCCGGCUCCAGAACCAAGGCACAGGCCAUCACCACCACCUCCAGCCCCACCUCCCCUGCCAAUUCUCAAUCCCCCACCGCCCCCAAGACGCGGCCGGAGGCCACCACCCCCAAACCUCUACCCGCCACCUCCCCUGCCAAUUCUCAAUCCCCCACCGCCCCCAAGACGCGGCCGGAGGCCACCACCCCCAGAUCUCUACCCGCCACCUCCCCUGCCAAUUCUCAAUCCCCCACCACCCCCAAGACGCCGGAGGCCACCACCCCAAAUACCCAGCCCUGGCAGUGGUAGCUAA